This is a messenger RNA of Quercus lobata, 2314 nucleotides long. Its product is annotated as 20S-pre-rRNA D-site endonuclease nob1-like. Gene Ontology annotation, cellular component: preribosome, small subunit precursor. The record is from RefSeq and is a predicted model, not a curated record. Gene Ontology annotation, biological process: maturation of SSU-rRNA; ribosomal small subunit biogenesis. The transcript is spliced from 6 exons. Gene Ontology annotation, molecular function: RNA endonuclease activity. Bases 226 to 2109 code for a protein of 627 amino acids. NCBI's taxonomy places the organism in Eukaryota, Viridiplantae, Streptophyta, Magnoliopsida, Fagales, Fagaceae.
CCUUCACUCACAGUCUCACACUCUCUCUGCCGCUCCGCCUCUCCUCAUCGUCUCUCUCUCUCUGUCUCUGUCUCUCCUCACUACUUCGUGUUGUGGGAAGGUUCUAUCUCUCACAUAUACACACACAUUUAUUUGUUUUGGCAUCGAUUUUUGCGCUUGAUUCUUGUUCCUCGUUCUCUGCGAAUCAACUGGGUCUUUCUACCACCGUCUUUCCUCAGUGUAACCAUGGAGGACAACACAACCCCAACAGCCGCAGCUCCAGCUCCAGCUCCAAUGUGGAGCAGCAUAGUGAAGAGCCAACCACCUCCAAAGCCCAACCCUGAAACCCCAGCCCCUUCAACUGGAGUCUUCAUUGUCGACAACAACAACUGCAACUCCAUAAAGGGCAUAGCGGUGGCUGUAGUCGAUGCCAACGCCUUAAUCGAAGGUGGCGAUAAACUCACCCGCAGUGCCGACAAAUUGGUCACUGUCCCUGAGGUCAUGGCCGAGGUCCGUGACCCUGCCUCCCGUCACCGCCUCUCCUUCCUCCUCCCUUCCUCCCUCCACUCCAUGGACCCCUCCCCCGACUCCCUCAACAAAGUUAUAAAGUUUGCGAGGGCGACCGGUGACUUACAGACACUAUCAGAUGUUGAUUUAAAAUUGAUUGCAUUGACUUAUACAUUGGAGGCUCAGAUUCAUGGGACCAAACAUAUUAGGGACUGUCCUCCACCUGUCCAUGUGGUCAAUGCGAAAAGAUUACCUGAGAAGGAAUUGCCAGGCUGGGGUUCCAAUGUGCCCAAUUUGGGAGAAUGGGAAGCAUUAGAACGUGCAUCGGUUGGGGAUGGUGGUAUGUCGAAUUCCAAUUCGAGAAUCCUACCUUUGCAGGACUUGAACUUGAAUGUUGUGGAUGAUAAGGAUUCGGAGCAUGGUUUGAAGGUUGGUUCUGAGAAUCAAGAGGGGGAGGUGGAAGGUGGUGUAAGUGGGGUGAGGCCUAGGAGAUUUUUGCCAAAGAAGAAAGAGGUAACGAUUGAAGGGAAGAAGAUGGUUGCGAGUGGCAUAGAUGCGUCUCAAGGAGAGUUUGAUGAGGAUGCUGGUGAUUGGAUGCCUGCUGUUAGUCGAAGUACUCAUAGACGGUUUCUUAGAAGGAAAGCUAGGCGUGAACAUUAUGAGGCGAUGGCUGAAAAGGAUGCUCAAGAGGAUGCUGAAAAAAAUAGGGAUAUCAAUGUUGUUGAGGAUGGUAGAAGCUUGGAAAAUGAGAUUAAGGAGGGGGAGAAUGGUGAUGAAAGUUUAUCUACGAUUUUGGAACAAAUGAGGUUGGAAGAAGAAGAAGAAGACACGUCGAAUGGUCUUCUUCUAGAGGGGAAUGAGCUGGACAUAUCUUCUGAGAGGCUUGGAUCCAGUAAUCCUGAAUUAGCAGGGCAUUCGUUUGAGAGCAAUGAAGCUGAGGUAGAUGGUGAAGAUGAGGUUGAUAUAGUUAAUGAAGGAUUGGACCAUGUGGAGAUGUCAAGCCAGGCCGAUCAAAGUGUUGAUGCAUCCUAUGCUGAUGAUGGUAGUAGUGAGCAAAGCUGGAUGCUGAGAUCGUUGUCUGAGUCCAGUGUGGCCUGUGUAACUAGUGACUUCGCAAUGCAAAAUGUUCUUCUACAGAUGGGUUUACGCUUGCUGGCACCUGGAGGAAUGCAGAUACGACAGCUGCACAGGUGGAUUCUGAAAUGCCAUGCAUGCUAUACAGUGACUGCUGAGAUUGGGAGGAUUUUCUGCCCAAAGUGUGGAAAUGGUGGCACUUUACGCAAGGUAGCUGUUACAGUUGGUGAAAAUGGAAUUGUUUUAGCAGAUCGUCGGCCACGGAUUAGAUUGCGUGGCACUAAAUUUUCACUGCCUUUACCCCAGGGUGGAAGGGAGGCCAUUACCAAGAACCUCAUCUUGCGUGAAGAUCAACUCCCACAAAAGUUUCUUCAUCCCAAGACAAAGAAGAAAAUGAAUAAGCAGGGAGACGACAUCUUCACUGCAGAUGACUUCGGCCGCCAUGUUGAUAAAAGAGCCCCCCUGCAGCCUCCUAUAAGAAAGGCAUUAGCAGUUUUCAGUGGAAAGAGGAAUCCUAAUGACAACCAUUUUUCUCGUUCUAAGCAUUAGUUGGUUAACUGAAAUUUUGUUCUCUCUGUUUUCUUGGAAAAUGUAUCAAAACUGGUUUUGAUAUUUAAAAGUUUAAUGCCACCAAAGUGGUGAAAGCUUUUUCGUCUUGAGUGAGACCUCUAGUGAACUGUCACCUAUGAUUACUAUGUUCUAUAGAUAUUUUGCUUAAAAUGUGAGCUCAGUUUUGGUCAGGUUUUACCUUUUA